GUUUGCCUGCCUGCCUGCCUGCCUGCUCUGGCUUGCUUAUCAGCAGCCCCCCUCGCCACUCUUUAUCUUUUAGUCUGCGCAUAUUUACAAUUUUUCCCCCUCAUUUCUUUUUUUUUCAUACUAUAUUUUUUGUACGCACAUUUAUACACCGCACACACUUUAAAGUGCCAAAGAACCCUAUUAUUCAAUUGUAACAAUAAAUUAAGGAAAAUGUCUAGCCUUCGGAUUCUGGUGGGAGUCAAGCGCGUUGUGGAUUCGGCAGUCAAAGUGCGUGUCAACAGCGCACAGACUGGGGUUGAGACGGCCAACGUGAAGCACAGCAUGAACCCAUUCGACGAGAUAGCGGUGGAGGAGGCGAUCCGCCUGCGCGAGAAGCACGGCAAGGAUAUCGUGCAGGAGAUCAUUGCGGUGUCCUGCGGCCCAGCCAAGGCACAGGAGACGCUGCGCACGGCACUGGCAAUGGGUGCGGACCGCGCGAUCCACGUCAAGACCGACGACAACCUGGAGCCGCUGUCCGUGGCCAAGCUGCUGAGCAAGAUCAUUGGCGAGGAGAAGCCGUCCCUUGUGAUCCUGGGCAAGCAGGCGAUUGACGACGACUCGAACCAGACGGGGCAGAUGCUCGCAGGGCUCCUCAACUGGCCGCAGGCGACGUUUGCAUCCAAGGUGGACAUCAAGGACGGGGCGCUGGAGGUUGUGCGCGAGGUGGAUGGCGGGCUGGAGACGGUGUCGUCUUCGCUGCCGGCGGUUAAGAAGCCGCUCAAGACCGUGUCGCCCGCCGACCUCGGCGUGGACAUCAGGAGCCGGCUGCAGACGCUCAAGGUGACGGAGCCGGCCAAGCGCCAGGGCGGCAAGAUGGUUGCCAGUGUGGACGAGCUGCUGGACAAGCUGCGCAACGAGGCCAAGGUGCUGUGAGGGGGGAGGGGGAAGGAGGGCGAAUCAGAUGCCUUGGAGUUUAUUCU
Molecule: messenger RNA, 959 nt
Organism: Kickxella alabastrina
Lineage: Eukaryota; Fungi; Kickxellomycota; Kickxellomycetes; Kickxellales; Kickxellaceae
Product: electron transfer flavoprotein subunit beta
Exons: 2
Coding region: 211-912 (233 amino acids)
Cellular component (GO): cytosol
Molecular function (GO): electron transfer activity
Source: RefSeq, a predicted model, not a curated record